UUGACGCUAACUGGUUCGAGUGCCAUCGCCCCUUUGUUCCCAAUAUCCUUUUUUCGCCCUUUUCAAAAGCAUUUUCAAGAGAUCUGUUCAAACAUUUGCCAUGGCUGCAGGAGUUCCUACGGCGGUGCUCGUUGGUUCCUGGUUCUUCUUUUCAACGGCGCUCAUUUUCACCAAUAGAUAUAUUCUGGUUGAGCUCAAGUUCCCUUACCCAGUUCUCCUUACAACAUGGCAUCUCUUGCUGGCAACAGCGGCGACUCGCCUAUUACGUCGCUAUACACACUUACUGGACGGCGUAGAUGAAGUGAAUAAGAAGCUAACGUGGUCCAAAUGGGCGACCAGUGUGUUGCCUAUCGGGUUCCUCUUCUCAGGGUCCUUGGUGUGCGGCAACUACGCCUAUGUGUUUCUAUCGGUGGCAUUUAUUCAAAUGCUAAAGUCGGCAACCCCAGUGACUGUCCUCCUGACGUCAUGGGCAUUUGGCACGGAGAAGCCCAACUUGGGAAUCUUUUUGAAUGUGCUAUUCAUCACAUUUGGUAUUGCACUGGCGUCGUAUGGAGAAAUCCGCUUCGUCAUGACAGGCUUUGUUCUUCAGGUCGUAGCCCUGUGCAUUGAGUCCAUGCGUCUGGUUAUGAUCCAGAAAUUGCUCAGCGGACGAGACAUCAAAAUGGACGCUCUUGUUGGUCUCUACUACUUUGCUCCAGCCUGUGCAGCAAUCAAUAUCAUUACUGCAUUCUUGUUGGAGUCGGAGGCUAUUGACUUUGCAUCCUUGAAGCAGGUCGGGUUUGGAGUGCUCCUGUUCAAUGGUCUAACUUCCUUCUGCUUGAAUGUAUCCGCAGUGGUUGUUAUUAAAAGAACAUCGACCCUCGUUCUGGCUCUAUGCGGUCUCCUCAAAGACAUUGGCAUCGUAGCUAUCGCAACACUCGUGUACCACACGGGGAUGUCCAAUCUGCAGGCCUUUGGGUACAGCUUAUCGCUGAUCGGUCUGAUCAGAUAUAAGACUAGGAAUGAGCCUUUCUGGAAAGAUCCGCUGGGAACGAGCUUAGAGUUUUUGCGGAGAUAUACAGGGUCCGCGGCUGCUGACUACCAGAGUCCAGGAAGAGCCCCACGAAGCGCAGCAGAUGAUGAAUGGAAGCCAAAAGAAGACCAUGUCAUAGACGUGCAGAAGGAGGACCGCCCUUAGGUCUACCUAAUUAUUUAGUAUAUUUAGCCCCUGUUUAGGUUAGUUUAUUGUUGGGCAUAGUAUGUUUUGGAACUUGCUCCUAUUAUCGCUUAUUUUAAAUAACGUUGAAAAGGACCUCUGGUCCCGACUUGCCUCUUUUGUAAAUUUUAUGUGGCAAAAUAAGCCAGAAAGCCUGA
Spizellomyces punctatus DAOM BR117 is the source of this 1353-nucleotide messenger RNA. RefSeq lists its product as uncharacterized. Lineage: Eukaryota; Fungi; Chytridiomycota; Chytridiomycetes; Spizellomycetales; Spizellomycetaceae. Gene Ontology annotation, molecular function: antiporter activity. The coding region runs from base 101 to 1177 and encodes 358 amino acids. The transcript is spliced from 7 exons. The record is from RefSeq and is a predicted model, not a curated record. Gene Ontology annotation, cellular component: Golgi apparatus; endosome; trans-Golgi network.